Molecule: messenger RNA, 924 nt
Organism: Dermacentor albipictus
Lineage: Eukaryota; Metazoa; Arthropoda; Arachnida; Ixodida; Ixodidae
Source: RefSeq, a predicted model, not a curated record
AUGAUAGGCUUCCGAUCCCGCCUGUCCACGCAGGACGUCAUGUUGCAACUGAAGAACCAGAUCCUUGACGACAAGACAAGAAACUCCAGAGCCAUCCUAGAACUAGACCUGGAGAAACCAUUCGACAACGUCGCUCACGAUUCGAUCCUAAAACAAGUGUCUACUCUGAACCUGGGGGAAAGGGCCUACAACUACGUGAUGGACUUUCUAAACGAUCGAAAAGCCACCGUGACCGUUGGCGACCCCGAGUCCGAAGAACGAACCCAGGGAAGUGCAGGUACCCCCCAGGGCUCAGUAAUAUCUCCGCUCCUUUUCAACUUAGUCAUGCUGGGUCUCCCCAGCAAACUACGGGAAAGCGAAGCAAUACACCUCGCUAUGUACGCAGACGAUAUAACGAUUUGGGUGGAUCAUGGCAGUGAUGGCCAAAUUGAGAACGCACUACAAACGGCCAUUCACAAAGUCGAAGAGUACCUCCAAGGAACGGGCCUCAAAUGCUCCCUGAGCAAGUCCGAACUACUCUUUUACCGGCCCACGCGCAGAGGCAUGCCACCAAAGAGCUACAUGGGACCCAGGGAGUACGAGGAAAUCGACCUGUACACCCAAGACGGAAACGCAAUCCCCAAAGUAAACAAGAUAACAGUCCUCGGAAUGAUCAUUCAGGCCAAUGGAGCUAACGGCGAAACCGUGAGGAAGAUCGAAGGCAAAGUCACCAGCGCAACGAGACUUAUAAAGAGAAUAACAAAUAGACACGCCGGCAUGAAUGAAGAAAACGUCAUUCGACUGAUCCACUCCUUCGUUGUCAGCCACAUCACCUACGUAGCCGCCUACCACAACCGCUCCGACCUCGUAAUCCAGACGUGGGCAGUCCAGCAAGCCCGUGAGGCGGCGUUGAGUCAGGGCCUUGUUCCCCCGUGGGAGACCUGA